Molecule: messenger RNA, 1025 nt
Organism: Cloeon dipterum
Lineage: Eukaryota; Metazoa; Arthropoda; Insecta; Ephemeroptera; Baetidae
Exons: 6
Coding region: 1-918 (305 amino acids)
Source: RefSeq, a predicted model, not a curated record
AUGGAGUUCGAAAGGGCGAUAUCUGUGCUGCGAUUCUGCGGCAUCGAGGCGCCUAGCGCCAAGAAUCCGAGCUUUUUGCGCUUUCUCGGUGACACCUUUAUAACGCAGCAGGCGGUCAUGCUCACCAUCUUGCUCGUCAUCGCAGGAUUUUCCGUCCAGAAACUGACGCUUCUUUCGAUUCUGCACAUACUGCGGUUCAUCUCGUUUGGGAUACAGAUAUUUAACGUGCGCACAUUUUUCAGCUCCAACAGGACCGAGUUGUUCAAGUUCAUCGAAAAAUUUGACUUUCUGUGCUUGCUCCUGAAUAUCGGCACAUUCGCCGCCUCAAACGUCUUUAUCGCGACCAUGAUGGUUGGAAUCUCGAAACGUGCUCAGUUUCUGACAGACAUCGCACACGUAGCGCUGUCCAAUGGCAGAUCCUUUAAACGGGUGCCCCAGCUCAUGAAGCGCUGGAUCAAAUACCAUCAGUUUUACGUCAGCUUAGUUAUUGAGGUAAACUCAUUGUGCGGCUACACCCUGAUGCUGGACCACCUUUGCUACACCUAUCGCAUCACUUACUAUUGCUACCUAUUGGUCAAAUACUCUGGCACUGGCAAACAAUGUGACAUGUGCUACUAUUCCUUUAUGCCAGUAUUUUACGCUGUUGUCCAGCUGCUGACUCAAACUUUGGCUGGCCAACUUAUCGUCAGCAAGAGCAAAGAGCUGAAUGAGAGAGUCGUGAAAGUGGCCAACCACGGCCUCAUCACCGCUGAGGGCCCGCUAAGGUCGACCCUGCAGACCCUGAAGGCCAGGUGCUCGUGCGGAGUUGAAGAGCAAAUCACAGGCUCCAACCUUUUUAUCGUUUCCUUGUGGUCCCUGCUAAAGGAGUUCAGCCUUGUCGCUAGCGUGCUGCUGGUACUCUCUCAGAUCGGAGUGUGAAUUUCAAACUUGCAGCAUUAUAAAUCGGAUAUCUUGAGGAAUUUUAAUCAACUGAAUGUCUGUCUUAGGUGGUGAGUAUUUUUUUACGACAUUAAUUUUUGUAUCGA